UCGUUUCAGGACUGACUCUGAAUAGCAGUCCAGAAAGAAGAAACAAUCGUGUUGAUUUAAGUUGAACAUUUGUCUCUAAGAUUAAGAACAAAGCCAUGCCGGUGCUUUCGGAAGACUCAGGAUUGCAUGAAGCUUUGGCCCUUUUGACAUCUCAGUUAAGACCUGAUUCAAAUCAUAAAGAGGAAAUGGGAUUCCUUAGAGAUGUCUUCAGUGAAAAGAGUCUCAGCUACCUGGUGAAGAUUCAUGAAAAACUCCGUCAUUAUGAAAGACAGAGUCCAACUCCUGUUUUACAUACUGCAGCAGGAUUAGUUGAAGAUGUGAUAGAAGAAUUGCAGACUGCACCAGUGAGUAAUGACGAAAAAGAGCUACUUCAGCUGUUGUCAACACCACAUCUCAGGGCAAUGCUUGUAGUACAUGACACUGUAGCGCAGAAGAACUUUGAACCGGUCCUUCCACCUCUACCUGAUAACUUCGAUGACGAUUUUGAUGAGGAAUCGGUGAAAAUUGUUCGGCUAGUGAAAAAUAAAGAACCCUUGGGAGCUACCAUCAGAAGAGAUGAGCAUACAGGAGCUGUGAUUGUAGCAAGGAUCAUGAGAGGCGGUGCUGCGGAUCGCAGUGGUCUUGUCCAUGUUGGAGAUGAACUAAGAGAAGUCAACGGUAUUAAUGUGCUUCACAAACGACCGGAAGAAAUAAGUCAGAUUUUGGCUCAGUCUCAGGGAUCAAUAACAUUAAAAAUAAUUCCAGCCAUCAAAGAAGAAGAUCGUCUAAAAGACAGCAAGGUGUUUAUGAGAGCGCUUUUCUGCUAUAAUCCCAAAGAAGACAGAGCCAUUCCUUGCCAAGAGGCUGGGCUGCCAUUUAAGAGACGACACAUCCUAGAAGUCGUAAGCCAAGAUGAUCCCACAUGGUGGCAAGCAAAGCGUGUAGGAGAUACUAACCUCAGAGCAGGCUUGAUCCCCUCAAAACAGUUCCAAGAAAGACGAUUGACUUACAGAAGAACAGUAGGCACUCUGCAGAAUCCCAGAACUGUGAAGAAACUAUUAUAUGAUCAGUCUUCUGAUAGAGAAGACUGUGACUGUGAAGGAUAUUUCAACGGACAGUACAUAGCUGGUUUACGUAGGAGCUUUAGAUUAAGUCGUAAAGAGAAGGAGAACAGUCUGAAUGAAGGAAAACGGGCAGAUCGGGCAGACACAGCAGAGUUCCUAACGUACGAAGAAGUCACAAAAUAUCAGCAGCAGCCUGGUGAACAGCAAAGGCUGGUGGUUUUGAUUGGUUGCUUGGGGGCCAAAUUGAGUGAGCUCAAGCAGAAGGUUGUGUCAGAGAACCCACAGGAGUAUGGUGUUGCAGUUCCACAUACAACCAGGUCAAAAAAGAGUCAUGAGAAAGAGGGAGUAGAAUACAAUUUUGUCUCCAAGCAAUCAUUUGAGACAGAUGUGCAGCAAAACAAAUUUGUGGAACAUGGAGAAUACAAAGAAAAUCUGUAUGGUACAAGUCUUGAGGCAAUCCGGUCUGUGAUGGCCAAAAAGAAGGUUUGUUUGGUGGAUGUGGUGCCUGAAGCAGUAAAGCACUUGAGGACUCCUGAGUUUAAGCCUUACGUUAUCUUUGUGAAGCCUCUCAUUCCAGAAAACAAAAAACACGUCCUAAAAUCUCCCCUGUCAGAAGAAAUCUCAGCCCGCCUGGAUGAAGAACAGCAGGAAAUUAUUAAUUCAGCAGCAUUCAUUGAAGAGCAAUAUGGCCAUUUAAUUGACACUGUACUGGUGAAAGAAGAUCUCCAGAGUGCAUGUAAUCAGCUGAAAACUGUGUUAGAGAAACUAAGCAAGGAUUCAUUUUGGGUGCCAGUCAGUUGGGUUAGGUCAUAGCUUGUUAUCAUCUAUUUAAGGUCUUGUAAAUAUAUAGAGUGGAAAAAGGACAAUAUGUCAAAUUAAAUUCAGAAUUGCUAGUCUGUCUAGAAGGUAAUGCAUAAAGGCUGUGAGAAAAAGUAAAC
This is a messenger RNA of Apaloderma vittatum (bar-tailed trogon), 1981 nucleotides long. RefSeq names its product membrane protein, palmitoylated 3 (MAGUK p55 subfamily member 3) (gene MPP3). NCBI's taxonomy places the organism in Eukaryota, Metazoa, Chordata, Aves, Trogoniformes, Trogonidae. The record is from RefSeq and is a predicted model, not a curated record. Gene Ontology annotation, molecular function: protein binding. Gene Ontology annotation, cellular component: plasma membrane; cell-cell junction. The transcript is spliced from 18 exons. Bases 96 to 1856 code for a protein of 586 amino acids.